AUGGUUAAAAGAAGGUUGGCGGGAAGCAGCUUGCAAUUAUCUCCAGCAUAUCGCCGGUGGCCAAAACAUGUCGAUGCUCAUGCUCUAGAACGUAUUGGAGGGUUUGAUAUCAUCUGGACAGACGAUUUGGCAGAGCACUUGGCAUUCGACGAUGACCUGCUAACAGUUUCACUGUACCAUCACGUUGCUACUCCCACGCUAACGUUGCAUAGCGAACAUCUUUCUGCGGAGUUAUUGAAUGAGACACUCUCUAGUCUGGCACUGCUUCUUCCAUGUCGAUCACAGACAGCAAAUUGGUUCAAAAGAUCUGCCAAAGUGGCUUUACAACAUGGUCAUGUUAUUGAUGAGAGCGCGCCGGAGCUACCUAAAUGUUCCCUAGGUUAUAACCUCAAGGACUAUACUCACUGGGGAUAUAGACUGAGCGUUAUUGUCGAAGCAUACGAUAAGACACAACCGAAGGGAGCUUUACAGCUGUGGUACGACAGACGGAGUAAGGUUGAAUGGUUCACUUUCUGGGUCGCAGUGCUUGUCCUUUUACUGACGAUAACUUUCGGUCUCAUACAAUCUGUCACUGGGAUUCUUCAAGUGUAUGUAGCAUACCAUCCGCAUCGAUAGAGAAAUCUCAACUUUGUUUUGGGAUGCUUCGUGAACGAAGAAGUAUAGAGCAAAGAAAAACGUUGACUUACGGCCGUCAUAAACUUGUAAACAACUCCACAAACUUUCCCGGGCCACUAUCGUGAAGAAAGAAGACACAAUCAUCCAAAGAACAAAAUCAAAAACAAUCAACAAAUUGGCAAACGU
Molecule: messenger RNA, 801 nt
Organism: Aplosporella prunicola CBS 121167
Lineage: Eukaryota; Fungi; Ascomycota; Dothideomycetes; Botryosphaeriales; Aplosporellaceae
Exons: 2
Coding region: 1-615 (204 amino acids)
Source: RefSeq, a predicted model, not a curated record